AUGGCAGUUGAACAAGAAAAUAAAGGGAAGAUACAACCUGUCUUGGAUUUUCGCGAGUUGAACCAAUACGUUAAUUCACAAAACGCUUCAAGUGGUGCCUGCGAUGAAACAUUGAGGAGAUGGAGAAAAGUUGGUGACAAAUUUGCACUGCUUGAUCUCAGAUGCGCCUACAUGCAAAUACACAUUGAUCCGGUUUUGUGGAAGUAUCAGAGGGUAGUCUACAAAGAGAUGCAAUACCAUCUUACACGACUCGGAUUUGGGUUAAAUUCUGCACCAAAGAUUAUGUCGUCAAUCUUAGGCAAAGUGCUAAGUCUUGUUGCAGGUAUUGGUGAAGCAACUGACCAUUAUAUCGACGACAUAAUCGUUGAUUUGAAAAAGACAUCGGUUGAAAAUGUCGUAAACCACUUGGAACGGUAUGGUUUGUUAACAAAAGAGCCGGAAGAAUGUGAUGGUGCACGAGUGUUAGGUUUGCAAAUAUUCAGAAACGAUAAAAAAGUGCUCUGUUGGAAACGCGGCAAUAUCAUUUCAAAGUCAGAAGACAUCGAAAAUGAAAAAAUUACACGUCGGAUGAUGUUUUCAAUAUGUGGUCAAUUGAUUGGACACUAUCCAAUUGGAAACUGGCUCAUAAUUGCCUGCAGCUUUACAAAACGUUAUAGCCAAGGAGAUGCUUGUGAUGACCUUAUAGGAGAUCAAGCACAGUCAUGGGUGAUCGAAAUAUUGCGCCAUUUGGAAGCUAGUGAUCCUGUAAAUGGGACAUGGAAUGCUGAUGGUAUUCAAAAUAGAGCAAUAUUGUGGUGUGAUACUAGUAGUAUUGCAAUUGGUGUUGCAAUCGAAUAUAACGGCGUAAUAGUUGAGGAUGCAGCAUGGCUACGAAGUACAAAUGAUAUCAUGCAUAUUAAUAUGGCUGAAUUAGAUGCUGUGGUGCGGGGAAUAAACCUAUCUGUUAAGUGGGACAUCAAGAACCUAUCAAUAUUUAUUGACUCGGUAACUGUUCAUGGAUGGUUAAAAAGUGUGCUGACUGAAAGUCAUAGGGUUCGGUCAAAUGGGCUAUCAGAAAUGCUAAUCAAACGAAGACUUUCAUUAUUGCGUGAAAUAAUAAAGGAAUACAGUAUGAAUAUCAUAGCGAAGUGGGUUCCGUUUUCUAAAAACAAAGCAGAUGUAUUAACAAGAGUUUCAAAAAAGUGGUUAAAUGAAAUUUCACGAAAAAAUGUUAAAGAAUUAUGUGGGGUAAAUAUUGCCGAUGAAAUUCGUAAAUGUCACUCGAAACAUCAUUUUGGCGUUAAUCGAACAAUGUUUACAGUACAACAAAGAAUCCCGCAAGUGUCGAGAAAAGACGUUAAAGACUGUGUGCGCAAAUGUCGUCAAUGUAUUUCAAUUGAUCCAGCACCAAUAAAAUGGGAACAUGGAGUGCUAGAUGUACCAGAUACAUGGUAUCGUAUUGCAUGUGACGUAACUCACUAUAAAGGGUCACCGUACCUAACAAUGAUUGACUGUGGACCAAGUCGAUUCGCAGUAUGGAGAAAGAUGCUACACGAAGAUACAAAGAGUAUAUUAAUUCAAUUGGAUUCCGUAUUUAGGGAGCAUGGCCCGCCACACGAACUAUUGAUGGACAAUGGAGCUGUGUUUAGAUCAAAUGAGUUGUCAAACAUGUGUAAAAAAUGGUGUGUGCAAAAGAUGUAUAGAUGUGCAUAUAGACCAUCAGGAAAUGGUAUCGUGGAGCGUAACCACCGCACAGUAAAACGCGCAUCUGCGAGAGCACAGAUAUGUCCGUUACAAGCGGUAUUUUGGUAUAAUGCAACACCAAUGAUUGGAACGCAAGAAGACUCUACACCUGCUUCUCUAAAAAAUAAGUACGUCUGA
Hydra vulgaris (swiftwater hydra) is the source of this 1860-nucleotide messenger RNA. RefSeq lists its product as uncharacterized. The record is from RefSeq and is a predicted model, not a curated record. NCBI's taxonomy places the organism in Eukaryota, Metazoa, Cnidaria, Hydrozoa, Anthoathecata, Hydridae. Gene Ontology annotation, biological process: DNA integration. Gene Ontology annotation, molecular function: nucleic acid binding.